GACAAGUUUGAGUAAAACAAAAUUCCAAAUUCUUGCAAAACAAAUUAAAUUAAUUUUCUAGUGUAAUUCCAAGUACUUAAUAAUUAAAAUCUAUGUCUUUCCAAAGGACGCGUCCGAUUGAUGCCUUGCAACGCAUCAUGACAUCCUUCAAACACUUUGAAAAAAAGUUGGACAAAUUACAAAACGACGUGAAAACUCAUGGUCAGACUCUGUCAGAUCUUCGUAAUAUGGUAACAACACUUUCUGCUGGAACACUUGCAAGUGCUGACGGUAGAUCUGAUGACAACUGGCGUUCUGGAAGAAAGACCACAGCGAUUCAACAUGAAGGAAAAGCGUCGGUAGAGGACACUACGAGGUCUAAGAGGAAGAAUGCGAUUCGGCCCUUGCCAAGCAAAUUAAAAGCGAAGAACAUGACAAACCAGAAGAUAAAAGCGCCUAUACCUCCGAUCCAAGUUCGCGUCCAUAAUUGCACAGACGUAAAUAAUAAAGCUGUAGGAGGUGUGGGGUCGAAGCACGCACAAAGACAGAGAAAAGCGGAGGCCCCCCGUAAAGCCACCACAAUAAGGUCCCAAAAAGCAUUAGAAAAUAAACGAAGUAAAAUGACAAAAUAAACGGGAUUACACUAGAAAAUUAAGGUAUUUCUCGUUUGGUUGUCUUUUUUUGUUGUAAUUUUUUGUAAAUUUUUGAAAAAUUGAAA
Messenger RNA from Spodoptera litura, 697 nucleotides. RefSeq lists its product as uncharacterized. The record is from RefSeq and is a predicted model, not a curated record. Lineage: Eukaryota; Metazoa; Arthropoda; Insecta; Lepidoptera; Noctuidae.